CACGCAGUAAAAGCAGUUUCUACUCUCCUCUCUACCAGCAGCAAUGGCGAAGACUCCCUCCAAGAAGGCCGCAAAGACGGUUGCCAAGUCCGGCAAGGGCAAGGGCAAGAAGCGUGUUGAGUCGUACUCGACCUACAUCUACAAGGUGCUGCGUCAGGUGCACCCUGACACGGGUAUCAGCAAGCGCGGCAUGUCGAUCAUGAAUUCGUUCAUCAAUGACAUUUUCGAGCGCAUCGCUUCGGAGGCCGGCAAGCUGUCCCGCUACAACAAGAAGUCCACGCUUUCCAGCCGUGAGAUCCAGACUGCCGUGCGCCUCAUGCUCCCUGGUGAGCUUGCCAAGCACGCCGUGUCGGAGGGCACGAAGGCUGUGACCAAGUUCACGUCGGCUUAAGUGUCAACUUACCAAAGUCGCCCUACUGUCACACAAGCUGCGGCUUUGGGUUGACUUUCUUUCUAUCUUGGUGUUUUUUAACACCACCCUUUGCUCGAGAAA
Molecule: messenger RNA, 493 nt
Organism: Phytophthora infestans T30-4
Lineage: Eukaryota; Oomycota; Peronosporomycetes; Peronosporales; Peronosporaceae
Product: histone H2B
Exons: 1
Coding region: 44-391 (115 amino acids)
Biological process (GO): nucleosome assembly
Cellular component (GO): nucleosome
Molecular function (GO): protein heterodimerization activity; DNA binding; structural constituent of chromatin
Source: RefSeq, a predicted model, not a curated record